Molecule: messenger RNA, 1596 nt
Organism: Oldenlandia corymbosa var. corymbosa
Lineage: Eukaryota; Viridiplantae; Streptophyta; Magnoliopsida; Gentianales; Rubiaceae
Source: the annotation of a GenBank genome assembly
AUGGGUGAAACAAUCAAGUUGGAGUUGGAUCAUCGCCAUAAUCAUCUUACCCACGACAGCACCGAGGUGGGCUAUCAUCAUCAAUAUUAUCUUCAUCAUCGUCACCGCCGUUCUUCAUCAAUACCUAGAAAUACAGUUGAUGAUGAUGAUGAUAAUGACGGUGGCGGUGGCUAUGGCGGUGGCGGAGGUGGUCCCGGUAAAAAUGGCGGCGGAGCUGACGAGGUGGAAAGGCCUAAUACUACUACUACUGCUGAUGCCUCUGCUGCAACCGUGAGGGCUAAUAGUUUGCCGCCGUUUGACAUUUUCCUUACCAACACCAACACUUUCGCCGCCGCCUUUAAACCCUCAGGCGGAGGAUUGGCUGCAAAUCUAGGAUUGCCAUUUACGCCAGCCCAGUGGAAGGAGCUGGAGAGACAAGCCAUGAUCUACAAGUACAUGACUGCAUCUGUACCAGUGCCUCCAAAUCUUCUCUUCUCACGAGAUCCAUCUCUCCCUUCUUGGAAUGCUGAUGGGGCGUACUUGCGAUAUAGUGGUUAUAAUACUAUGAAUAAAGAUAUGGAGCCUGGGAGAUGCAAGAGAACGGACGGCAAGAAAUGGAGAUGCUCAAGAGAUGUGGCUCCUCAUCAAAAAUAUUGCGAGAGACACCUGCACCGAGGCCGUCCCCGUUCAAGAAAGCAUGUGGAACAACAACUUCAAACCUCAUCGUCGCCAGGGCAAAACAAUAAUGGUAUUGCCAUAGCUGCUGUGGCGAACAAUCAUAACAGCAAGAAGUCCCGCCUUCAAACUACUAAUAUCGGGGGCAGUGGCUGUGGUGGUGUUAGUGGUUGCAGUAGUGAUCAGCCGAUUAAGAAGGGAGAGGAAGCUCUGUUACUCGAGGAACAGAACACCUUGAAUCAACGAAAGAGGGCAUUCGACUGGUCAGCAGAGCAGCAGCAGUGGCUGCAUUUGAUGGACAGCAAACAUGGGAUGAAUGCCCCUGGAGUCGACACAAAGGCAUUAAACACUGUUCUUCAACAACAGGGUGGGUAUGAGGUGGAAGAACCCUUGAACUUGUUUUCGUACGGUAGUACUGAUGAUUUUGGCCGUGGAAAUCUCCAUUAUAACCAGAUUGAUCAUAAUCAGUCUCAUUUACUUCUGAACAAUUUUGAGGGCCAGCAAGGAAAUGAUCCCACCAGAGGGUUCAUUGACGCAUGGUCAAAUGAUCAGGAGUCCAGGAUGCCAUCUUCUGAUCAGCAAAAUCCAUGGCCUUAUUCGGAUCACAGUUUAACGUUGUCGAUGGCCCUUGAUGCCCCGGGGAUAGGGUCCGUUGGGGUUUCAAGAUGUUCCCCUGUUUCUUGGCCGUCUUUCCAUUCAGGCGGACCAUUGGCGGAGGUUUUGGGACCAAGUAGUUCCAUCCCGGUUGGGUCUAAUCCUGCUUCGCCAUAUACAGGUAAUGGGGAUUCAAUCAGUCCUCCAGCAACUAGUGUCUCAUCGCCAACUGGGAUUCUCCACAGGGCUUUGUUUUCACACUCAGACAGCAGCGUCGAUAACAGCCCGACUCUAGGGGCUUCAAACGCCACGACACCAGACCUCAUUGCUUUUCAGUGGCUAAACUAA